UUUGUGUGCGCACACGACCAAUGGAACAGGACAUGUUUCAUAGGAUAGGAAUCGCAAAUUAAAGAACGAAGUUGAUAACAAACAUUUAGCGGAACUUUGCCUCGUGCCAGACACCAGUAAUAGCAUGAAAGGACCUUGUGAAUAUCGAACAUUAUCGUAACGACUGCGAUUAGAGAAACAGCAGAGAAGGUGAAGUGAGGCAGGAGAAAGCAAUAGGAAACGAGUGAAAUAAUGGCAAAGAAUUUAUUUAAUUCACGACGCUUUGCUAUAUCGCACAAGCCCAAGCGCUUCUCGGGAAUUAAGAGCACGCAACUGUUGAACCCUCGCAGAUUUAACCUCCAGUGGACCUAAUAAUAAAAAGAGAUUCCCGGAGGGUUUCCCCUAAAUACAAAAUCGUCUCUCGCACCUUGACAAAACUAUCACAUGUAAAACAUGUCCAUUCAUUAUAUGCAUUGUGUGUUCUUUUACGUUUACGUUUUCCCACAGAACACAACCGCUUCCAACGUACAAUCCUUACGGCGUCAUGUUGUUCGCUCAAACGGAACUUUUAAGAAAACGAGGGGAACUCGAUCCUAUGUGGUGAUUCUUGUCCCUAACGCAACGAGAGAUCCCUCCGUUCCGGCUGAUCUGCUGCUGUCCUUGGUGAUGUACAAUGCAAUCCAAUUAGGUUUCACCUCUAGGCUGUGAUGCAGCCUGCGAAGCUUGAAGCUCCCAUUCAGUCGAUGCUGCGUGUGUCGCUCUGCAGUUCGGUCCAUAGUGUGCUUUCCCUCUUCGGUUUGCUAUUUUUGCGCGCUCGAUACAUCCGCAGACAUCCCAUUUGACCAUAUCAACAACCGAUGGAGAGAAAACUCUACCCGAGCGGCUUUUCCUACCGCAAGAACGGUGGACAUGUGUAGCCGUGUGUUCCAAGAAGACAGCCAGUAUAUCUAAGGGAUUAAAAAAAUAUAUUAGUAUUAUUUUACAUUAAAAAAUGUGGGAUAUGAACCUCGACUCUACAUCUUCUCCCGAGAAGUCGGAAUCUUAGCUGCCUCGCAAAGUUAUCCGCCAUGGAGGGACUUGUCUAAAGACCUCAUUAUUAUUUCUCAUAUCUUUUAUAUAUUAACUUUCCCGAUUUCUUUUUACGUGGCUAGCGUCACGUUUUAAUCCCUCCCCCCCCGCCCCACCCGUUCCCUGUUCGCCAUGGCUGAGAAGGUCGGGUCGGGGGCGGCGAAGAGCUGCUCUCGUCCUGGGGGCUCCCUCCCGCCGGAGCCCAUCGAGAUCAUCCGGGUCAAGGCUCGGUCCCGCCGGGUCCGGAUCAACGUGGGGGGCAUCGUCCACGAGGUCCUGUGGAGGACCCUGGACCGGCUCCCGCGGACCCGCCUGGGCAAGCUGCGGGACUGCAACACCCACGACACCUUAAUGGAGAUCUGCGACGACUACUGCCUGAACGAGAACGAGUACUUCUUCGACCGGCACCCGGGGGCGUUCACCUCCAUCCUCAACUUCUACCGGACGGGCAAGCUGCACAUGAUGGAGGAGAUGUGCGCCCUCUCCUUCGGCCAGGAGCUGGACUACUGGGGCAUCGACGAGAUCUACCUGGAGUCGUGCUGCCAGGCCCGGUACCACCAGAAGAAGGAGCAGAUGAACGAGGAGCUGAGGAGGGAGGCCGAGUCGCUCAGGGAGAAGGACUGCGACAAGUUCGACACCACCUGCUGCCCCGACAAGAGGCGGAAACUGUGGGACCUCCUGGAGAAGCCCAGCUCCUCCAUCGCUGCCAAGAUCUUGGCCAUCCUCUCCAUCCUGUUCAUCGUCCUCUCCACCAUCGCGCUGUCCCUCAACACGCUGCCCGAGCUGCAGGUGAUCGACGAGUUCGGGCAGGCCAACGACAACCCGCAGCUGGCGCACGUGGAGGCGGUGUGCAUCGCCUGGUUCACCAUGGAGUACCUGCUGCGCUUCCUCUCCUCGCCCAGCAAGUGGAAGUUCUUCAAGGGCCCGCUCAACGUCAUCGACCUGCUGGCCAUCCUGCCCUACUACGUCACCAUCUUCCUGACCGAGUCCAACAAGAACGUCAUGCAGUUCCAGAACGUGCGGCGGGUGGUGCAGAUCUUCCGCAUCAUGAGAAUACUCCGGAUCCUCAAGCUGGCCCGCCACUCCACGGGCCUGCAGUCCCUGGGCUUCACCCUGCGGCGGAGCUACAACGAGCUGGGCCUGCUCAUCCUCUUCCUGGCCAUGGGCAUCAUGAUCUUCUCCAGCCUGGUCUUCUUCGCCGAGAAGGACGAGGACGCCACCAAGUUCACCAGCAUCCCCGCCUCCUUCUGGUGGGCCACCAUCACCAUGACCACGGUGGGCUACGGCGACAUCUACCCGCAGACGCUGCUGGGGAAGAUCGUGGGCGGGCUGUGCUGCAUCGCGGGCGUGCUGGUCAUCGCCCUGCCCAUCCCCAUCAUCGUCAACAACUUCUCCGAGUUCUACAAGGAGCAAAAGAGGCAGGAGAAGGCCAUCAAGAGGAGGGAGGCCCUGGAGCGGGCCAAGAGGAACGGCAGCAUCGUCUCCAUGAACAUGAAGGACGCGUUCGCGCGCAGCAUGGAGCUGAUGGACGUGGUGGUGGAGAAAGAGGAGAAGCACUGCUUCUACCAGGACAACCACCUCUCCCCCAGCCGGUGGAGCCCGGCCAAGCACGCGGCUGGUGACAGCAGCCCCUCCAAGGCCCUCGACGUGAAGUACCAGGAGGUGGUUCAGCUGGGGUCUCCGGCUCGCACCAACAGCCCCAGGCCGAGCCCGCAGAGGCUGAACGCCCAGAAGCUGGAGGAGAUCUACAACCAGAUGACCAAGUCUUCCCCCGUCUGUGCCCCACGGGCGGGCGCCUCGCCGCGCCGCGACCCCCCGCCUAAGCGCGAAGAGGAGCUGGAGAUGAAGCUGGUCCCGCCCACCUACGACACCCUGACCCCCGAGCCCCCGCCGUCCGACCCCCUGCACAGGGAGCGGGCCCUCACCGAGGUGAGGAGCAUAUCCAGCGUGGACAGCUUCACCAGCUGCGCUGCCGAUUUCGCAGAGUCCGAGAGGGGACCUCUCCUCCCCGACGCUGGCGGCCUGGGGCCGCCCCGGCAGCUCAGGGUCCCGCCCCCGCCCCUGGACCUCAGCCGGAUCACGGCGGCCAGAGACGGGAAGGGGGGCCAGGGCGGCCUCAUCAGGGAUGGAUUGUACGAGUUUGUCCACUGCGGCUCAGAUGGCGGUGGGGGUGGGGCCGGGGCCGGGGCUGGGGGCGGGGACAGCGGCAGUAGCAUUCUCUCCCCCGGGGAAAACGGGCAGGGCUUCGACCGCCGCAGCUCCCUGCGGAGCAGCAACCCCGUCAGGACCAGGGGCCUCAAGGUGAACUUCAUCGAGACCCCGGGCGAGUCCCCGCAGCACGUCAGCAUCGUCCUGACGGAGGACAGACCUGCCUCCGGGGACCAGUCCCCGGCUGGGGCCGACCCCGACCCGCCGGGAGGGCCCGAGCUUUCGGACGAUCCCCAGGGCCCUGCGCCCCCCUCCUCCUCUUCGGCGAUCCUCAAAGGAAAGAAUCACCUAGAGGACCCGGGCGUGGUCGCCCCGGGCUCCCCUAUGGCCACCGCGCAGAACUGCAUGCUGGGCGCGCUCAGUGCUGUCGGGGAAGGGACGUCCUCCGAGAGCAACCAGAGCGGCCACUUAGCGGACAACCACAUGUUUUCGCCCGACGCUCACGCGAAGCCGGGGGACGGCGGUUUGUCUCCGCCGUGUGAAACCAGCAUGUGAGCGUCGUCGCUCGCUCGCACGCGACGACAGACACGGGCGUAGCCACGGGAACCCACUUUUCGCACGGCAGCAUGACAAGGCCCUUUCAACCGUACAGCAGCCGGUCGCCAGGACCAAUGGCACUGCUGUCUGCAGACAUUCAGCAAUUUUAACAAAGCGGGUGAAAACUCAGAGCUUCUGGGCUGAGCAACCACAUGACUGACUAAAGAGAUAAUCCGACUGUAAAUAUUGAACUUGUAUUAUUUUAUUGUUUUUUUUAUUUUUUAGAAAUGCACAGAAAGCAAAAGAAAGCGCAUCUUUAAAUGGCAUGUAUUUAAAUAAAAGCAUAAUGGUGGCUUACUUCCACUGUAAACAUGGGGGGAUAAAUCCCCCUGCAAUGAAGGUGCAAGUUCCUGUAUCGCUGUUGCUAACUCAAGGUACGAGCGCUGUGACAUUUAAACAUGAGACUUCGGAAAACCUGCUGCAGAUUAUGUCUUUUCAGAAUCCACUCAUUAUUAUUGUGGGUUUUGAAUGACAAACUUCAACGUAUUAUCCUUGAUUUGCAUUACAUUUGUUUUUUAACUGGGAAUGUUUUUAAUUUAUGAAAGGACAUAGACCGUAGGCUUAAUGAGCCGGCCAUUGCUAAUUCCUAAAAUAAUAACUGUAAGUGGCAAAUAUAAAUAUAGUGGUUUUCCAUAGCUGUAUUACUUCAUGGUUACAAAAGUUAUUACAAAAAGAAGAAGGGCUUGUUUUUGCAGUUUGCCAUAUUUUUCAUUCAAGUCUGAAUAUGGAUUUGAAAAUGUCAGCAUAUCCAUGGAGACUGCUCCUGCUUUUAUAGGAGGGGAGGGGCUUAUCAUCAGGUGACUGCCAGUCACAGACACGGGAGAUGCAUCAAAAUACAUUUGAACAUAUUAUUAGAAGUUAUUUCUGGUCUGGUAAUUAAAUCUUAAACUUUCUCUUUAUAGAUCCCCCCAGAGUUAAAUUUUACACUCUAUUAAUGGGAAUACGCAUGAUAUGGUCGACCCUGUAAAAUGGUUCCAGGCUCUUCAGCUAUAGAGCACAGUUGUUUAAUCACUGUAAGACCUCUGUCUGUACUUAAGCACAAAACUGUCAGCUUUUUUUUUUCCUCGUGGAUUUCUGGGUUCACUAUGCGGUCAUAUCCGGAUCUGAUACAGAUAAUAUUAACUGUCUGUCUUUUAACAUCCAUGUUGUCUGAUCAUUUCUGGUUAUUUAUUUAUUUAUUUAUUUAUUCAUGUAUUUAUGUAUUUAUUUAUUUUGCAUUGCUGUAAACUAGUGAGGUCACACUAUGGACUAAAACCUAUUUUAGUCCAACUUAAUCCCAGAGUUUCUCUAGUUUCUGCUUUUCAUUGCAGAAUGAAAAUGUUGCCUUUUGCUGAGGGACUGCUGGGAAAUUGCUCCUGUUUCAGUAAAUCGCAGACUGUUUAAAAACGCAUUUCCAUAUCCACGGGAAAAAAAUGCACAAUUAGAAGAGGAGUAGCCCUUCGCGGCUUCCACGUCAGUUCGUUCUGAAAUGGGAUGUGCAAUAUAACGCACAUUACGCUGGUUACGAGUCACGGCACUUUAAUCGGAGAGGCGGUACUUUCGUUUUCAGUAUACGGUAUUUCUUGAAUGGAUCGGCCCUCUGGUGUCGAAUGGGUAAAGAGUAACAGAAAGAGCCGGCUACUUUUAUUUAUACUUUCACAUGUUGUAUGGCUGCCAUAUAUCAGUCGACCUCUUCUCAGGUUUGCUAAUACAAAAAUCUAAGUAUUCUAUUAGAACUAUGUGGGGAUUUUGUAGUCCUCAAAAUAUCAGACAUUACUUCUACUGUACAGUAUACAUAUAUCUUAGAUUGUAUAUGUAUUAUAAAUAAUUUGCCACAUAUGCUAUAAUACUAUUAACAAGAGUUUUUUUUGUGGAUGCACAACGAUCGAAAAUGCUUCUAUUUUUUUGUAAACUAGAAUUAAGCAGGACCACAGAUUCCACCAAAAAUGGUGGUUGAAAUUAUGCGUGCCUUUUCAUAAAGAGUUAUUUAUGAGAAGGAGAAAAGUCAUUUGACUUUGGUCAUAUAGCACUGUAAAGCAAAACAAACAAAAAAAAAGACAAAAAAAAACACUUUUCUAUAGAAUAAAAUCAGGUCUGAAAGUAAUAGGGGCAGGUGAUGCUGGUGAGUUCUCAGGUUUUGUAUUACUCGUGUGAAAAUGGACUGGUUUUCUUCCUCAGUUUCAGCAAUGCCAACUGUGUUCUUUUUUUAAAUAUUAUUUUACCUAAAGUACAUGCUGCUGUCAGGGAAAAGUCAGGGGAAUAUGGUGCAUUUUCAACAUAUCUUACCCUCCCCCCCAGCAUUGAACCCAUCCAAACCCACCCAUCAAGGGGUAUGUUAGGGAGGGAGGGGGUACUCGGGCUUCUCCCGCUGCUCCAGACAGAGGCUGACCUGGGAAAGUACAGUCAGUGAUCGAGUGCACAGCCAGAUGUGGUUCUCUGGAGUCAAUGCAAAAGCUGGCGGCAGAGCACACUCACCCAAGCAUGAGACAAGAGGCUCUGUGAUUUGGGCAGAACCUAUGGAGACUGAUAAACACUGACCUUAGUAACACCCUGCAACUUGCAUGCUCAUAGUGAUGUAGUAGCAAUCAGCUUACACUAUUUGUAAGAUAAAAACAAAAUAAAUGGUUGAGGUCAGUAGCAGCCAGGAAAUCAUUCCACCUGAAGUGAUCUGAAUAUCAGUUUCCGAUGGAUCAGUAGAGCUAUAUUUUACACUGAUUUACUAUCUUUGACUUAAAUAAUCUGUGCAUAAAUAUAUAUAUUUAUUUUUCCUUUUUUUGGAUCCAUGACCUAAAUAAUAUGUGGAUAUAUUUUUCUGGCUCUUUUAAUUUUGUGACUGACAUUAGCAGCACAAUGUUGAUUUUAUUCACUGUCUGCAUGUCUAUAUGUAAUCAUGUGAAGCGUCCAUUGGGAAAAGAGAAGAUUGACUUUAACCCUUUUCCCGAGGAUGGCUCAUGUGAAAUCAACGUGGGCAAUGAACUCUGGCAGCCAAUGGCGAGUGGAUCUGCACAAAAACUUGAUGGGUCUCAUGAGAUCGACUGAGGUCAUUUGUGAGAACUUCCAAGACAUCGUCUUUCCUUCCAAGGAAUUAUUUUCCCUCUCAACUUUGACUUUAGUUUUUCCAUGUUUAAGUUGUUCACACAUAUUCCCAUCACCCUGAAUUCUUGCUACAGUGUUUGUUUCUAUGUCCUCAUUUAACCGGCCAAUUUGUUUGUUUCCUUUUUUUUUUUUUUGGUGGGGUCCUUUUGGUAUUAAAGGAUUCCAUCUUGUGACUCAGUAUCCAUAGAUACUUCUGAGCUGCAGACUGUUUCCAUGUGAAUCAGCACCUUUGUAUGCACGUAGUAGUCUGUGUGAUCAUGUGACCACAAAGAACACUUUGUUAUUGUACUGUAUUAUGUCUUUCAUUUCUGUAAAAGAGCGACGGCAUUGUUCUCCCCAUAAGGUAUGUUAGCAUAUGCAGGAUAAGAAAUAAAUUGUAUAUGACUGACCGA
Molecule: messenger RNA, 7259 nt
Organism: Anguilla rostrata (American eel)
Lineage: Eukaryota; Metazoa; Chordata; Actinopteri; Anguilliformes; Anguillidae
Gene: kcnb2a
Product: potassium voltage-gated channel subfamily B member 2a
Exons: 3
Coding region: 1180-3750 (856 amino acids)
Biological process (GO): protein homooligomerization; potassium ion transmembrane transport
Cellular component (GO): membrane; voltage-gated potassium channel complex; dendrite
Molecular function (GO): protein binding; delayed rectifier potassium channel activity
Source: RefSeq, a predicted model, not a curated record